AUUCAAAACACUGUUAUUGUAAACAAAUAAACAAAAUAGAAAUUUGUAAGGAAACAAUCAAACUUCUAAAGAAAUGGAAAAUCUUUCAAUAAAGACAGUGCAAAGUUUCUGUCGAGCAUGUCUUAAAGAAUUGAAACAAAGACAGAGAUGUAAAAUAUUUAGUUUGCAUUUGCAAAUACGACGCUGGUUGGAAGACUCUACACUAGAUAAUCCCCUAGCAUCUGAUGGAUAUCCAAAUUGCAUCUGUAACUUGUGUAGAAAUAAACUUAAAGAAUUUCUCGACUUUCAUGAAAUGUGCAAGCAAUCAAGAAAAACUAUACAAAAAAUGUUGACCAAAGAGGAAGACGUUAAAUUUGAGAAGAAACCAACGUCAAAUAAUGUUAAUGACCCAGAACUCGAGGAAGAUAUGUUAGCAUAUGAUGCGUUAAUAACACGCAAAGAAAGUCCUAUUAAAUCUGAGUACAAUUUAGAUGUCGAAUAUGCAGAUGAGCCUUUAAUAUGCAGUGACACAAAAAAUGUAUUACCAAAUAUUGAAAAUAUCGAAAGAUGUUCAGAAGAUGAUAGUGACUUAGAAGAAUUGAAUAAACACAAAAUUUCUGAUGAUGAUCAAAUUGAAAGUGAGGAAUUUCACACAGAUUCUGAAACUGAUAUUCAAAGUGAAGACCUCAACAACAAAAAUAGAUUAACGAAGAAAAACAAACUUGCAACAAAAAAUAAAAUGUUAAAUUCGAAAACGAAAAGAAAAAGGUAUUCAUACUCAUUUCGUUGUGAUCAAUGUAAAUAUCGUUGUGUUAGUCAACAAACUUUGGACAUUCAUAUGCGCACUCACUACGGCUUAAAGCCAUACAAAUGUCCCAAAUGUGAAGAUGCUUUUGAUAAAACUGCAAUUUUGCUAAAACAUCUCAGUGAAGUUCACGGAGAGAAAGAAUUAAUUAUUAUUUGUGAACAUGAAGAAUGUAGGCAAAAAUUUAGCAGUAGUCGCAGCUACAAGGACCACUAUCGACAAAAUCAUAUAACUCAAGAGUCAAAUCAAAGACUAGUCAAAUCUAUGACCAAAACUCCUUACCGACACGUAUGCGAAGAAUGUGGCAAAAUAUAUACAAAACUGCAAACUUUCAAAGAACAUCAAUACACUCAUGGACCCAAAGAACUCUAUCCCUAUCAAUGCGAUGAAUGUGACAAAGCUUUCGUAAAGCAAAGGACAUUCAACGAGCAUAAGCUAAGACAUGCGGGCAUUAAGAAUUUCGAAUGCCAUCAUUGUGGUGCAAAGAAAACCACAAAAAAAGAAUUAAGAUCUCACAUGAACAGUCAUACGAAGGAACGUCAAUAUCCCUGUCCCAAUUGUCCCAUGAUAUUUUAUAGGUCUAGUAAUCGUCGCAUUCAUGUAGAUGUUGUCCAUCAGGGCAUUCGGAGAUUUACUUGUCGUUUUUGUGAUCAAACUUUUGGCAAAGGUGAUAAUCUAAAAAAUCAUGAAUUGCUACAUACGGGUGAGAAACCACAUGCAUGCACGGAGUGUGGCAAAAGAUUUGUACAAAGGGUAUCGCUAAGAUCCCACAUGAAAACGCAUAAUAAAUAAUUUCGAUUGUACAUACUUAAUAGUUAUUACAGAGAAACAUUUUUAUUUUCGACUUACCAAAAAUUUGUAAUAAAUUUAUAAUAAUAGA
Lucilia sericata (common green bottle fly) is the source of this 1664-nucleotide messenger RNA. Its product is annotated as zinc finger protein 708-like. The coding region runs from base 74 to 1576 and encodes 500 amino acids. The transcript has 2 exons. NCBI's taxonomy places the organism in Eukaryota, Metazoa, Arthropoda, Insecta, Diptera, Calliphoridae. The record is from RefSeq and is a predicted model, not a curated record. Gene Ontology annotation, cellular component: nucleus. Gene Ontology annotation, molecular function: zinc ion binding.